AUGAGUUCAAGAAUACGUUCAACUAUUGGAAUCGUCAAACGACGCUUGGAGCAUUAUCAUGAGGAUAUUGGAGAGCUACCGACAGCAGAAGACCUCGCAGAGAUGGAUUACGAGGAGCUGACGGAAUUGAUGAGUGACAUCUUGGAUCUUACGGACAAGACCACAAUGGAUGUCUUGCGGUUGAAGAAAUUGGACACGGAUUGGAGACGAUUGCAACGUCAAGACAGCGCAGAGACGAAGGAGUUCGAGCGGUACGUCGCGCUAUAUGGGAAUUACAGAGACACCAUGGAAAGGUGUACAGCGAAGGUGGUUUUAUUGGAGCAGCUAUACCACAAAGGAGUUGAACGAGCGAUGAAGUUGGAGCCGAUGAAGUCUGACUAUCCGACAUUCUCAGACUACGAUCAUCUUCAAGAAGAGCUGGAGGAACAACAAACACAGCGCGAGGAGAAGACGGAACACGACGCGAAAGAAACACACGAUAUCAAACCAAACAAUCGGGAACAGUACAGGAUGGGAAACCGGGAAGCUGCUGGGCAGCGAUCGACAUGGGGAAUUUUUGGAGGCCGUACGACGGGAGCAGCUUCGGAACGGCUCGGCGACGCAAGACCACAAUUGGCGGGAGACACACAUGGAGGUCGCGACGGACAGGGAGGCCGCGACGGAGCAGAUCGACAAAAUUGGAAUACACCAGAAGAACGACAACCACAGUAUACGGGUAUCAUCGGGAGUGGCAUACCUCUUCCCACAAUACGCUUGCCUACGUUUGACGGAAGAGAAGAAGAUUACUUCGAAUUCAAGGAAGGAUUCGAGAAUCUUAUCGGGAGCCAGGUGCAGUGCAAUACGACGAAGAUGUACUACUUGAAGUCCUCAUUGCGCGGAGAGGCAGCGGACUUGGUGAAAACAUUGCGAUCAACGGCGAGCAACUAUCCGAUCGCAUGGAGUAUCCUGGAAGAUCAGUACGGCGGUCAGACAAGACUACAGCAAACCCUUUUCAAGAGGAUCCGCGAGCUACCAGUUCUUGGGAACAACUACCAGCCAAAGGAUUUGCACAACUUCUACAUCCGAACGGUGAGCACGAUUCGGCAGCUGGUCUCAUUUGGAUGCAAUAUGAACAAUAUGACAACGGCAUCUCUUAUUGAGGCGAAGCUCCCCAAGAGAAUCAUUCAAAAGUUGUACGCAAACCCGCGUAGUCAGCCACCGGAUGCGGAACGGCUUUUGGAGAUGAUUCGCGACAUCUCGCAAACGGAGAGCUUGGUGUCGGCUAUUGUAAACGAUCGAGCGGAGGAUCGAGUGACCACCAUGGCAACGCAACAUCAAGGUUCGGGACAGCAUCAUCGCAGUCACCAUCGAGGAGACGCAGAGCAGCAGCGACGACAUGGUCAAGGACCGAGAGCAACUGGCAGAGAACCGCAGCCAUGCCCAUUCUGCGUCAGGACCAACAUGAUGCAUGCACCGGAAUCGUGUAGGACAUAUCCCGACAACGUCAGCAGACGGGAUCGAUGCAGGGAGUUGAAUUUGUGCUAUCAAUGUCUGCGCGGAGGCCAUCGAGCAGCGGCUUGUCCUGAUCGAUGCAAAUCCUGUCGGGGAAGACACCAUCAGUCGAUGUGCCAUCGUCGACGUGAGGAAGGAGCCGGCGGAUUUCGACGGAACGAACGGCGGGACAAGUAUUCGGAUAACCCAAAUCUGAUUCCGUUACCGACACACGCGAUCCCACCAUGGCGUCGUGGAGGGCAACAGCAGAACAAUGGGUUUCGUCCCCCGCAAGCACAAGAUCGACAGGGCCACAACUCGGGACAACGGUCAUACCAGACAAAUAUGAUUGAAGCAGAAGAUAUCCCUGCGUUGGAAGAGGAACAAGACCACACCACCUAUGUGGCCGAAGCAGCAGCGGGCGCGGCCGACGUUCAAUCAACGGUGAGUCACAGCGAUACCCCAGGACGACCACCAGAGGACGAGCAGUUUGAUGUGACUCCGACCGUCGAGUCAGAUUCCGAGGAAGAAAAGGAUGAUCGGAAGGAGACAAAGGUUGGAAACAGAAAAUGCUUGAUGCUGACGGCGCAGUUACCAGUCAUCGACGACGGCGGUGCAAAGCACAAGGCCACCAUCUUCUUCGAUUCGGGAAGCAAUUUGAGUUAUGUCACUACCGAAUUCGUGAGGAAACUCAAGAUUGCGCCUACUGAGCGGACAAGCUUGACGGUGGCGACGUUUGCAAGCAAGGAGAACAAACACCUCACAUCGAAUGUCUACACCAUCACGUGUCAGCUGCCAGAGAAAGAAGUUGCGCUCCGAUUAUGCGAAAUCGAGUUCAUUUCGUCGAACAUCACCACGUCUGAAAUCUCACGAGAUCAGUGGCAUCGGCUACUCGAGCAAGCAGACUUCAUUGCACCACGGAUUGGAGUUAAAGUGGAUAUCUUGAUUGGAAUGGAUUGGAUGCACAAGCUGUUGGGAAAUGUCUCCACCACAGGAUUACCGAAUGGAUUGCAACUUCAUCAAACGGAAUGUGGACCGCUUCUAUCGGGCAACGAGCACCAUUUCACCACGCUAUUGGGACUGAACGAAACACCGGCUGAAACGGAAAGCAACGACGCGAUCACACGUACGCUUCAAAAAUUCUGGGAAGUUGAAGGAAUGGGGACUAUGCGACACUUAUUGACAAAGGAUGAAGAGAUCGCUAAAGACUUCUUUCGAGAAACUACCACACGGGGUUCGGAUGGAAGAUACGAAGUUCGAUUGCCGUUCAUUGACACCAGUUUAGCAGUACCGGUCAAUCGUGCGCUUGCGUUUUAUCGAAUGAGGGCCGCCGUCAAGAAGCUGAACCAAAAUCCAGAGCUCAAUUCCACGGAGGCUAACGCAAUUUUCGCUGCGAAAGAAAGAAAUGACCCAGAAGACCCGCAACAAAAAAUCCUCGGAGUACGAUGGAACACCACUACUGACUGCUUUGAACUCCAACCGCCACAAAUCACGACGACCACGCUGAUGACACGGCGGAAGGUACUUGAGCAAUCGGCAAGUUCUUACGAUCCACUGGGACUGCUCGCACCGACAAUUCUUCUCGCGAAGCUUUUUUAUCAGAAGCUUUGGGCAAAGUCGCAUACAUGGGACAGUCCAUUGUUGGCCGAUGAACAACGACAAUGGGAAAAAAUCGCGGAUCAGUGGAAAGGAGAAGCAUGGAAAAUUCCUCGGCGCUACUUUUCGACUACGGGCAACGGAAGCAUCGAACUUCAUGUGUUCUCAGACGCCAGCAUGGACGCCUAUGGCACGGUUGCUUAUCUGCGAAGAAAAGCGGCAGACUCGGUCGAAACUGUUCUUCUCAUGGCCAAGACUCGUGUUGCACCGUUGAAAUUGAAGUUGACAAUCCCACAAUUGGAAAUGCUGGCUCUUCAAACUGGAACCCAACUCGCAGUCAACAUCAAGAGAGAACUGAAGAUGGAUCUUCGACACAUCUACUUGUGGUCGGAUAGCAAGUGUACGUUGGACUCGCUGUUCAAUAACACUGGUUCGAAGUUCGUCAGGAAUCGUGCACGAAUAAUCCAUCAAAUCGACGAGGAAUUCUUCUUCGGGCACGUCGCAGGCAUUGACAAUCCGGCCGACCUUGCCUCUCGUGGGUUGGCAUUCGAAGAACUGAAAUCGUCGAAACUGUGGAACACGGGAGCGCCUUUUCUCAGCGAGCAAGGACCGUUACCAGACCCUCAGACGCUUCCCAUUCACACCACAUGUGCGACAACGAAGGAGGAACCCAUAAUCGACGUCACGCGAUACGGAUCGUUUCACCGAUUGAUCCGUGUUCUGAUGACGAUAUUUUAUUUCCUCGGAAGGCGACAACAUUCAAUGCAAUCCUAUGCCACGAAGAGUCGGAGAACCGCGUUCAAGCUGGCCCAACAAGAACAUCCCCCUUCGGACGACAUCAUUCGCAACCUCCGAUUGCAGAGACAAGAUGACUUAUGGAUAUUUCAUGGACGAAUCAAGAAGCCCUUGAUCUACCUUCCCCAUGGUAGAGUUGGCGAACUCUUCGUCCUCGAUAUCCACGAACGUCACGGCCACGCCAGUACGUCAUAUACGCUAGCGGCAAUUCGUGAAAUUGUUUGGAUAACUCAAGGGAGAAGCUACGUGAAGAAGAUCCUCGCCCGGUGCCGACAAUGUGAACGCCGUCGAUUGAAGCCAUACAGGCAGCCGGACUUCCCUCAAUUCCCGGAGUCGCGAACGCAACCGAUCCGACCAUUCAAGGAUACUGGAAUGGAUUUUUGUGGACCAGUCAAGAUCAAAGGUUCAACGGGACCCGCGGAUGCCUGGAUACUUCUCUUCACCUGUCUGGGAUCACGAUAUGUAUCAACGGAAUUGGUGACGGACAUGAAGACAACGACGGUACUGAACGCCUUGCGACGUCUUGCGGCGACCUUUGGAACACCACACACCAUUAUCUGCGACAACGCGAAACAGUUUGUGAUGCUCAAAGAAGUCUGUGAAUACGUCAAUCUACAAGGGAAGCGAAACUCGAUUUUGAACUCGACGACAUUACCCGAAUUCAAACUCAUUCCGGCACAUUCGCCAUGGAGCGGAGGAGUUUACGAGAGAAUGGUGGGAAUCCUCAAGAAUACGCUGCUGAAGUCAGGAACGGGCAGACUCCUCAUGGACGAAGAUGACUUAAGGACGGUGUUAGCGGAGACUACGGCCAUCAUCAAUCGGCGUCCACUGACCUACAUUCCCAGCGACGCCAAUGAGAUGCAACCCUUGCGGCCAAUCGACAUUGUGCUACCGUUUUCCGUGAAAUCCUUUGUGUUCACUUUGGAACCACACGAGGACUGCGAUCAUCUUCCGCACACAAAAACGGAAUUGCUUGAAAGCUGGAGUAGUUCGUGCUCUAUCGUCCAGUUUCUACUCAAGGAUUGGACAAAACGGUACACACAACUUCUGCGAGAUCGUGGAGAUACCGGACACCGCCAGACGAAAGCAACGGAGCACAAACCGACGAUCGACGAUGUGGUACUCAUAGAACAAGAGCACGUACCCAUUCACAAGUGGCCAAUGGGCCGGAUCGUUGAAGUCAAGGAUCGUUCUGCCAAAGUGAUAAACGGAAGAACUCGACGAACCCAAGAGCACCCGUUCAAGAAAAUGUUCCCGCUCGAAGACGCUACUGUAGAAGAGGAUGGACGCUCAGCGCCGAAAGUAACCAAUAGCACGUCACAAGAGGCGAAGCCUACCAGAAGAUCCCCUCGACCACUUCGGAACACAAUCAACUCUACCGGGUUGGUCCUGCUUGUGGCAGCGUUUUUUGCUACGUCUAAUGCGGAACAACAGCUCAUCAACAGUCCCACAAUGAUGAAUACGACGAUCGAAGACCGGACCUCAUACCUGGAACCCUUGUGGAGUGUGACCAGCCAGCUGCAAGCUCAGUCUCAACAGCUUCAAUCAGUCAUCGGAAUUCUCGUCAUGAUGUGCAUUCUCAACAUUUUCUGCUCGACAUGCACAUUGCUACAGAAAUGCUGGACCACUGUGCGUUUGCUUCUUCGAGUCGCAUGGAUUGUUAUCGCACUUCCCAUUCGGUGGAUCUUUUCACGAUGCCCACGACCAAGCCGAGGCAGAUUCAACGUCCGAAGGUUUCGCGGACUUCGUCACCGGAAUGCCAUUUUUCUGACAAUUAUGUUGCUGAUUGUACCACUGAUGGAAGGAUGUUCGCAAGUCGCUACCAUGCAAGCCAAUGAAAGCGUCUGCAUUCGUCAGGAUGACACCACGAUCUGCACCAUCAAGGAUGUGACCACCACGCACGUCCGACCGAACGGAACCAUGGCUUGUUUUGAGCUGCACGACGCUAGUGGGAACCUUGCCUACACAGUUCAAGUGCGGGCGAUCAGCAUCGUUUCCUACUGCAAUCAAGAGACGGUGUUCUACAGUCGCGAUUAUACGCUCGCAUCUGAAUCGAGUCAUCGCUGUGCCCACGCAGGGUCAUGUUCCGCAGACAAGUGCCAGACGACCAAAGUUGAUGACGAUUUGCCGGAAUUGAGCAACGAGGCGAAGGCGGCCCCCGGUUUCACGAGAUGUCAGGAAGCCUGUGGAUGUCCUGCCUGUGGCUGUUUCUUCUGCUCUCCCGGAUGCAUUUUUCAUCGAGUCUAUGCACGACCGACAUCGACUACAAGCUACGAAGUCUUUCGGUGCCCAACCUGGUCUACCGCUAUCGACGCAGAAGUGCAAAUUAAUGAGGGAAAACCAUGGCGGGUUGAACUACGUGAUGGACUCCCGCUGAAGAUCCCGCAGACCAAUCUUACCAUAACGGGGACUGGCUUCUCGAUACCACCAAUCCCUCUCCACGGAGCAGCUUUCAUUCGAUCGCAUCCGGCCCAUCACGACGAAACGCCAGCAUUUGCCUUCACGCAGUCAGCUCUGGGGUUGCCCGGAGUGCCAAUGGCUGGAACCAUUGGAACCUUCCAGUGCGCGUCCCUUGCGGAUGCCCGAAAUUUCAAUUGUCGGUUCAACGAAGAUCAAUGCCACUGCCGAAGCACAGGUACUCAAGUGAGAUGCACGUGUGGCUUCUUCUCGAUGAAAGCAAUAGUGAAUAACCGCCGAUUGCCAAUCAAUACACACGGAUUCCGAUUCGAGACCCAAGGAAACCGCAUACGAUCAAGGAUGACCAGUUCGAGUGUCGUCACGUUGCACCUCACCGCUGACCAACAUCGUUUCCGAGCUGUACAAGACAAUGCCAUUUGCAAAGCUACCUUCCUCAAUCUAACCGGAUGCUAUUCUUGCCUCCCGGGAGCAAAGUUGGCAGUCCGUUGCACGGCCCCCCGUACGAUCAAUGCUGUUCUUCGAUGUCCCAAUGACUGGCUCGGUUAUCUGCGAUGCUCCGCAGAAGGCACCGUCAACCGGCUCGAGUUUCACAGCGAUUUUCCAAACGUCACACUGAACUGCUCUUGCCAAUGUGGUUCCACCACCACGUUCAUCGGUUUGUUCGGGACCCUCGAACAAUCUUUUCUGUUUCAGAUUGACAAAACCGGGUUUGCUACCUUUCACGAACGCUCUAGUUCCGACACGCUGACCGAUCAACUUCUGAACCUGCUCCCCUGGAAAGCCACGCUCCAAGCUCUCAAAACCACCGCCCUCACCAUCGCCACGUUCUUACUGCUCCUACUGGUUCUUGGCCUGCUGAAACGACGAUUCCUGCCUCGUUGUCGGUUGCUCCCCCGAGUGUCGCGGCGACACACAUGGCGCCGCGAAUGGCGACGUCGCGAACGAUGA
Molecule: messenger RNA, 7227 nt
Organism: Caenorhabditis bovis
Lineage: Eukaryota; Metazoa; Nematoda; Chromadorea; Rhabditida; Rhabditidae
Source: the annotation of a GenBank genome assembly